AACAGCUAAGCGGUAAAACAGCUGUGUACGAGUUUUGUCACAAAAAUUUUUCUAAGUUUUCCAAUUUGUUUGCUGCUGAAUUUCGCUGUAGUUUACAAAAAUAAAGUAUAAAAGAAAUGCAAACAAUUGGACGUUUGCUGUUGCUGUUUUGUACGCUACUUUGCAUAUUAACGCAAAUAACUACUCAGGAGGCCGGUAACCAGCUACCUGAAAAAUAUGUGGAAUCCGUGCAACGUUCAACACACACCAACAACUGGGCGGUGCUUGUCGAUGCAUCACGCUUUUGGUUCAACUACCGGCAUGUGGCUAACGUGCUGAGCAUUUAUCGUUCGGUGAAGCGUCUGGGCAUACCCGACUCACAAAUCAUACUCAUGUUGGCUGAUGAUAUGGCUUGCAAUGCGCGCAAUCCACGUCCUGGUCAGGUGUAUAAUAAUGCAAAACAACACAUAAAUGUGUAUGGUGAUGACGUGGAAGUGGAUUAUCGUGGUUAUGAAGUGACGGUGGAAAAUUUCGUACGCCUGCUGACAGGGCGUACACAAAAUGGUACGGCACGCUCAAAGAAGUUGCUAACUGAUGCGGGUAGUAAUGUGCUAAUCUACCUUACCGGGCAUGGCGGUGAUGGUUUUCUCAAAUUUCAAGAUUCCGAAGAGAUUACCAGUCAAGAGUUAGCCGAUGCGGUUGAGCAAAUGUGGGAGAAGAAACGUUAUAAUGAGCUCUUUUUCAUGGUUGAUACUUGUCAAGCCGCUUCCCUGUACGAGAAAUUCACCUCACCAAAUGUUUUGGCAGUGGCAAGCAGUUUGGUGGGUGAAGACUCGCUAUCGCAUCACGUUGACCAGUCCAUUGGCGUUUAUAUGAUAGAUCGCUACACUUAUUAUGCUUUAGAGUUUCUCGAACGCGUACAACCAAAUAGUAAAAAGACAAUGGGCGAAUUCCUGCAAGUUUGCCCCAAACGCGUUUGUAUCUCCACAGUAGGCGUGCGUAAAGACCUUUAUAGACGCGAUCCCAAUAAAGUACCCAUUACCGACUUUUUUGGUUCAAUACGCCCCACGCAAAUUUCAACUGGACGUGUCAAUAUCACGCUAGAAGAUGAAGAAGAUUUCAUCAACGCCGCUAUAGCCGCCGAAGAGGAGGCUGCUAAACGUAGCACAUUUAAAGUCGAAUUUCCAUCGCAAUUUCCUACAGAAUUAUUUAAAUAAAAUGUGCUCAUACAUGGUUUAGACUGAAAAGUAUUACAUAACUCUACGUUGCUUAUUUUUAAAAUAUAGUCUACAUAUUUUUAAGACAUUUUGGCAAUAUAUACAAAAUUCACAUGCACGGCACCAGCAAAAA
Molecule: messenger RNA, 1329 nt
Organism: Bactrocera tryoni
Lineage: Eukaryota; Metazoa; Arthropoda; Insecta; Diptera; Tephritidae
Gene: PIG-K
Product: putative GPI-anchor transamidase
Exons: 6
Coding region: 117-1196 (359 amino acids)
Biological process (GO): attachment of GPI anchor to protein; protein localization to cell surface; proteolysis
Cellular component (GO): GPI-anchor transamidase complex
Molecular function (GO): GPI-anchor transamidase activity
Source: RefSeq, a predicted model, not a curated record